UUCCCCCGCAGCCUCAUCGCUGGGCCCCACCGGCUCUCCCCAUGCCUGUGUGGUGUUGCCGUUGCUCCUUGGCCGGUCACUUCAGAAGUUACAGCAGCCCUGAGACUGAAGGACAGCUUUUGAAUUCUUUCGUCCAGUAUUUUGGUGACAGCCUUGGGAGGAAGAUUAAGAGAAUGCCUUUAAUCGAAGAAACUGUCAUGCCUGGGGACUCUCUCCUUACUCUGCCUGUAGUAAUAAUAGGAAAUGGACCUUCAGGAAUUUGUCUUUCUUACCUGCUUUCUGGAUACAGGCCAUAUUUAUCUCCUGAAGCUAUACACCCAAACCCCAUCCUACACACGAAAUUAGAAGAAGCUCGACAUCUUUCCAUCGUUGAUCAAGAUCUGGAGUACCUGUCUGAAGGCCUUGAAGGACGUUCUUCAAACCCUGUUGCAGUGCUUUUUGAUACAUUGCUUCAUCCUGAUGCUGACUUUGGCUAUGACUACCCACCAGUUCUGCACUGGAAGCUGGAACAGCAUAAUUAUAUACCCCAUAUAGUGCUUGGUAAAGGACCACCUGGUGGGGCUUGGCAUUCCAUGGAAGGCUCUAUGCUAACAAUCAGUUUUGGAGACUGGAUGGAAUUGCCUGGCCUUACCUUCAAGGAGUGGGCAGCCAGCAAACGCAGAAAUAUAAAGAGUGAUCGAGUAACACCAGAAGAAAUAGCUUGUUACUAUAAACACUAUGUUAAAGUCAUGGGCCUCCAAAAGAACUUCAGAGACAACGCUUACAUAACAUCUGUGUCCAGGCUUUACCGAGGGAAGGAGGAUGAAGGCAGAAGUCAGCUAAAUGAAGAUGUGUCAGCACAGCACUUGGAAGCGGAAGGUGGACAGAAAUCAGUGAUCAAGAGAAACUGGGAAAUCAGAGGUUAUCAGCGAGCAACAGAUGGUUCUCAUGUGCCCUUCUGCCUCUUUGCUGAGAACGUGGCUCUUGCCACAGGGACCUUUGAUUCUCCUGCCCGACUGCAGGUUGAAGGAGAAGAUUUCCCUUUUGUGCUUCAUUCCAUGUCCGACUUUGGAGCAGCUAUCAGCAAAGGAAAGUUACGUGGGAAGGCAGACCCUGUGUUAAUUGUGGGCGCUGGACUUACAGCAGCUGACGCAGUGCUGUGCGCCUACAACAACAACAUCCCAGUGAUCCACGUCUUUCGACGCAGAGUUACCGACACGAGCCUCAUUUUCAAACAGCUACCUAAAAAGCUUUACCCUGAAUACCAUAAGGUCUAUCAUAUGAUGUGUACUCAGUCCCACACUGUGGACUCGAAUCUCCAUUCUGCUUACACCAGUUUCCCUGAACACAAUGUACUUUCCUUCAAGCCCGAAAUGAAAUGCGUUCUUCAGAGUGCCUCUGGACUGAAGAAGAUUUUGAAGUUUUCUGUAGCCUUAGUUCUGAUAGGGUCUCACCCAAAUCUUUUCUUUCUAAAGGACCAAGGACACAGCAUAGGUCAUCACUCCAAUCAGCCCAUCACGUGCAAGGGGAAUCCUAUAGAGAUCAACCCAUACACUUACGAGUGCACUAAAGAAGCAAACCUCUUUGCUCUGGGGCCGCUGGUGGGAGACAACUUUGUACGGUUUUUAAAAGGAGGGGCGCUGGGCAUCGCGCGGUGCCUGGCAAUAAGGCAAAAGAAGAAACACGAAUUGAUUGCAAGUGGGGAUGGAGGAGGUGAUGGGGUGCCAUAAAAGGGACGUUAGAAACUUUCACAUACAGACCACAGUCUAACGGAACACUCACUGACAGCAAAAGUUGAUAGCAGUCACGUUUCUGUUGUGUACAGGUAACCUGCGCUUGUGUCGCUUGGUAAAGGAUGCUGAUGCCACAGUACUUUGCCUUUUCAAAACACAAAAAAAUCGAUCUGCUGUUACAAAUGAUCUCUGCUCAGCUGGAAUUAUUUCCUGAGAAACAGAAAAUGAGACUAACUUCUAUUGACCUGCCUGUCAUCUCUUGCUCAGCUCAAAGAGCCGACUUCCGCUGGGAAAAGCAAUGCCUACCAGAGUGGCUUUACAUCUUAGUGUCAAAUGUGACAGAACUUUCUUACCAUGAAAUUAAAAACAACUUCUAAAAGCAGGAAGCUUGCUUAGUGCAAAGCGAUUCUUGAUCCAAAACAAAUUUGGAGCCUAAUGCUUGAAACAGGGAUUUUGUUUAUUUGCCAUAGUACAGUAAGACUUGGAAUGAGCACUUAGUGAGAUGGUUUUUUACUGCAAGAAAAAACUUCUUCUGUAAGGAGGAAGUAUUCCUCAACAAUUAUAAAUGAUCCUAUUUGAUAACUGGAAUGAAAGAGUAAGCAUUCCCAUUUAAUCUUUAACACAUGACUUGACACAAUCCAUUAAUGUUUUUUCACACUAUGCCUAGAGUUGGGUGAGUGCAGAAAGACUAACAUGAGAUGGUCCCCUAAAGUGAUAUGUACACUUCUGAGAAUACUCAUUAACAUAAACAAUAAAAUUCUGAUGUAAGUGCUCUUAUUACAGUGUCACUAUAAUUAAUACUAGUGUACUACUGAAAAAUUAAGUACAUGAGAAAACUCAAGGGUGUUUUUGCUUCCUAGCUCAGGAAGACUGAAUGGGAUCACUUGAAUGAUGAGUGGGUGAUAGUCUCAUCUGCCAUUUGACCAAGGUUUGGCUCUUUAUCUUCUUUUCUAGAGAAGCUUAUAGCACUAAAACUGCUUUAGCCUGCAGUUCUAGAAACUUGGAAAAGGGUUGUGUCUCACAGCCAGCUAAGAAAUAAACAAACCAAACAUGCCAUAAAUCUUAAAGCUUCUUAUGAAAAACAAAGACUUGACUUGUACCUACCUCUGAACUGAACUUUCACCUUUCUGCUCCAUAAAUGCAAGACCUAGAUUUCAUUCGCCAGGUUGUAGAGCAGUUACUUUACCUGCACACACUCUUGAGUUAAUCACCAUAGGAAGGUAAGCAACAGCUAAGUAGAAAUCUUAAUUCUCUUCCAGAACUCUUAAAAGACAAAAUACUUGGUUGUAACUGAUGCAUUACUUAACAUUUUCAUUCAGAUCCAGUGUGAGUGAAUGGCCAUUAUUUAAUUUUUUGUUUGGGGCUUUCCUGUCUCGAGGAGGAUUGUGUUAGCUUAAGGUACUGUGUUUGCAUGAUUCAAUUCUCCACAUGCAAACCUAAACAGAUUUUCAAAAGGAAAUUUGGCUUAGACUUUGUGAAACUGGUAGUCCUUGCUGGUUUCCCAGCUGUCUCUUUCAUAAGUUGUGGAUAGCCUACAUGCAAUAAAUGCCUGUUUCAUGUGCCUGCUGAACUGGGGGAUUCUGUGGCGCCUGCAGGCCUUUAUGCAUCUGAGUAAGUUACUCAGACUGGACACAGAAGCUGAAAAGGUUAAAAUAUGCAGGGACUGAAAUAGCUGUAUUUUCAGGGGAGGGCCAAAGUAAUUUACUAAACGAUGCUACUACUAAUGAUAAACUUUAAUUUAGAGCCAACUUAACAGCAUAAAAUAUUAAUUUCUGUAACCUCUGACUCUGGGCAACCUGAUCUAAUGGAGGAUGCCUCUGCUUAUUGCAGAGUGGGUUGGGCUAGAUGACCUUUGGAGGUCCCUGCCAACCCAAACCAUUUAUGAUUCUAUGAUUGCCUGCGUGGUUGGGUGUAGCCAUGCAUUGUCAAUACUAAUAAUGAUACUUUUUUAUACUGGUAUUUGAGCUGUUUUUCAUUAUGCUGAAUUCUAGGCUUAAUUUUCUUCACAAUUGAGACUCUAUAAUUUGCCUUAUUUUGGCAGAAGCUGUGUAUCUCUAAAUCUUUCCUAAACCUGUGAUACCUAGUGAUUUUAACUUGAGAAUCAGUGUUGUAAGUGCUAAACACUUGGUGGUAGAACUUCAUUGCAGUUAAUGUGUAGGGAAUACAUCUGUGCUGUAAUUCAAUUCUCUCAUCUUUUCGUCAAUAUAAAUGAAUACAACAUAUCAUGGCACAUCACUGGGGUUUUAUUUGUUGUGCGAAACAUUCCCAAUGCCAACGAUGCAAAGGAAGACAUUUACUGAAACAGCUGUUUUGCAGAAAGGAGUGAAAAGCUCUAGACAGCCAAAUCUCUUGCCUCAGCUGCUGCAGUUACUUACAAGCUGUAUGUGUUGUAGUGACUGAUUUUAUUACCCAGGUGGCUUUCAUUGCAGAAUUGCAGCACUUCCAGUUUUAUCUGCUCUUCUUUCAUUAGUCUUGAUGGUAUUUUUGAGGGACUCAUGUGAGCCUCUUUUGUUGGGGAGAGAAAUCUUCUCAGUGGUCAUGUUUAUUAAGCCAAAAUAAUUGUUUUCAACCAAAGCUUUACUAACAGUGAUCCUGUUUCUUCUAGGAGUUGCUAGGUCUGAAGUUUCUUCUUCUAACAGUGAUCCUGUUUCUUGUAGGAGGUGCUAGGUCUGACGUUCCUUCUUCUAACAGUGAUACUGUUUCUUCUAGGAGUUGCUAGGUUUAUGAAUUUAGAGAAAAAUGGUUUCUCUUCUCUUCAGUAUUUUGAGAGAUAAAGAGAUGUAAGAAUUGAAGCUUUACUAACAGUGAUCCUGUUUCUUCUAGGAGUUGCUAGGUUUGAAGGCUAAGGGUUUCUGAAUUUAGAGAAAAAAUGUUUCUCUUCUCUUCAGUAUUUUGAGAGACACAGAGAUGUGAAAAUCGAAGCUUUGCUUUAGGAUAGUUUUACUUAAAGCAUUGUAUCUUGGUGCAUUUAUGAUGAAUUAGAUGUUGGCACUGAAUAAGUGGGGUUUGGGCAAAUUGUUUCUCUGAUUUUAGACAAAAACCCCAGAAGACAGAGCCCCCCCACCCCCUUGAAAAAAAAGCCUAAACAACAAACCACAUCUGAAUUUCCUGUGUGUUGUCAUAGUUCUCAGGAAGGAGACUGUGUGCUUCUUUCAGUGCCAAGCUCCUAAACAUCACUGAUUUAAAAAGGGUACCUGCUACUGAAGCUUUGUUACUAAAAUACAGACAGGACUAAUGCAAUUUUCAGCUAAAGGAGACUGUGUGCUUCUUUCAGUGCCAAGCUCCUAAACAUCACUGAUUUGAAAAGGGUACCUGCUACUGAAGCUUUGUUACUAAAAUACAGACAGGACUAAUGCAAUUUUCAGCUAAAGGAAUUUAAUUUGGAUUUAUAGGAUUUGUGAAAGUAUGUCAACCCAUGCUGUUUAUUUUCUAAUAGGCCAGUGGGGAAAUGUCUCUUAUGCCUGGGUUUGGUUCUUAUUGUUGAAGGUGUCUCCUAGGCAAAUUGUUGCCUAGAUUAUUUUAAGUAGUAUCAAGCUGUUGAACUGAGACUGAUUUGUCAGAGGUUUCCCUAACGAUCAGCCUCCUAUGUGAUUACUGUAACAACAGGUGCUUGGUACCUGACUGGGCAAGAAACAGCACUGGAAACCUUUGUUUUGGUUUCCAGUGAAUGAUUGACUUCUCCUUAAAACAUUUUCCACAGAAGAGUUAAAGCUGAGUUUUACCCUGGGGAGUAAAUGCAGAAAUGCUUUCUGCAAGAGAAAGCAGUGACAAUAACAUCAGCUUCAUCUCUGCCUCAGGACAACGCAUUGCUUUGGGUUAAGGGUGGGAAAGAGAAGAGCUCCUGGGAACUGUGCCUGUGCAUUGAGUAAGGGACACCAACGUGCAUCCCACAGCUGUAAGUCCCUAGCACCCUAGGAGUUGUUGGGGUAUCCUGUUUUCAACCUCUGGCCCAGAGUGUAUAGGCACCUUUUAUUAAAUGAUGAAUUUCAGAGGGCAGUGGUUGCUUAACAAAACACAUUGAUUUUGUAGAAGAAGGUGGCUGUAAGUUUCUUUCCCAUACAGCUCAAGAACUGUGAAAAGAGGACCAGAGCCAGACAUCCAAAGUACAUACUCAAAGCUGAUGGAGGAAAUUAAAUCAGGACCCAAAAUUUAAGGCAGGCCUGACCUGCACAGCCAGUUGAAAGGAAGGAAAGACCGUUUUGAGGCCAACUGCUCUUGAGAGAAAGGGUGUACAAUGUACAUACCUCUAGUGAGUACUCACUAAUAAUAGGCAAUGACCAGUCAGGAAUCACAGGAGAAAGCAGCAAAGCAUCUGUGCAGUAUGAACUCCAAACCCGUGGGUGCUGAAGUGAAUUCUGCUGUCUCGAGAUGUGCAUGAUGGAACUUCAGCACUCUGUGCUGGAGCAGUUAGUCUAACACAUUGCCAUAGACUUUUAACUGGCUACUAACUGAAUUUACACUGAGAUGCAAGGCCUGUGUAUGGACUAGAAUCAAUUGUGUUUGCUCUAGAAGUCACAGGACUGGAUCAGUAAGGUGGUGUGCCAGGAGAUGGGACUUGGUUGCUCUGGUACCAUGUUUUUUGCUCCCAUUAAAACAAGCAGGUACCUUCAUCUAAUUGUGGAAUCUAUGCUGGCUCCUGCACAUUUCUAAACAGCAAGAGGUGGCAUACCUAUGCCUUAAAGGUGACUGAUUGUUCUGUUUUAUUAUCAUCCCUAUAGUAAUGAUUUAAUUCAAAGGAGUUAUGGAACAAAAAAAAAAAAAAGCUGAGGUUUAUUCUACUGUUUAAUAUUUUAGAAUAUUUAGAUGUUAGGUCACACCCAUGCUACACCUGGACUUGGAGAAGCUAUGUUAAGUUCAUUUCCAUGUGUCAUGCCUCAGUUUUCUGCUUUUGCUGGAGGAUGCUGGGGUCAUAACCUGUUUUCAGAGAUGAGCAGAGUAAACGUGUACAGAACAUGUGCUGUCAGCUGAGCUGCAUCCUGAGCUGCAAGCAACUUGUGAGUAAAACCUCAGUUCUGAUGAGAUGAUAAACCUGUCUGAGGCUUGCAUGCUAAGCUUGUUUCUGGUCUUCAUGUGUGAAAACUGACAGGGGAUGGUAAAACAGAUUCAUCUUGAAGACAAUUAUUUUGCUUUGGAGAAAUAGGAAAAAACAAACUGGAGUAAGAAGUAUUUAGGGAUCUGCCCAGAAAGAGGGAAAAGGUGCUCUUUUGCCUGGAUCUGGUGCUGUAGCCAAUGUGUCAGAGAAGCUGGGGCAGAAUGGUAUGGGCAAAGUGAACUUGGUGGGGAGAUGUGACUUUGUUUAGCAGUUUUAUAACUGUCUCAAUUGAAUGUGGUGAUGGUGGUGGUGAUCAAAACAUUGUAAGAGGAAAGUAAGGAAUAAUGGUAAGGAAGGCAGUUCAGGAUUUGGCUUAAGUUCUAAGAAGAUACCAGAACACAAUCAGAAUUUGUGAAUCAAACCAAAUGUGACUGAGGACAGAUGUAUGAACUGGGACAAAGCAAGUGAAUGGACAGUUUUAUGAAAGGGUGGGAAAAGACAGGGCAAGACUAAGGACUGAGAAAUGACCUGUACAAAUGGACUGGGAAUAGGGCAGCUGGGAGGGUUUGGAGGUAAAUCUUUAGCAGAGGCAUCAGCUACUGCCUCAGUUAUGAACUGAUGUUUGAUAUUAAACACAUGGAAUAGAGCCUCUCAGACACAUCAGGAAUGGAGGUUGACAGAGGAAAUGGAAGCUGCCUGCAAACCCACAUUGAGCACACAGGGACUGGUGCAGUGACAAAGGAGAGGCCAGGCCUGCUGGACCACACUGUGCUGGUCUUAAAGAAGAUGGAAAGCAAGGGUAGGACAAAAAGGGACAGACUCACAGACGUGAAUGGACAGAAACAGAAAACAAACUUCAACAGCGAGACUAUCUUGGUAGUGUUGCCAAAAAAGGCAGUGGCUUCCCCAGCAGAUACAGGCAAGACAGGCAGGCAGCUGAAACUGCUGCGGGCUAAACUGAAACAAAGCACAUUGUUGCUGCAGGGAUACAGAACCCAUCCUCUUUUAGUGACGCAUGGAGUAAUUCAGUCUGCUUUAAACUGUUCAGCUAAGCUGACGAGUGCAAGAUUGUAUUUUAAAAGCCUUGCUAAUAAAACCUAUAUUUAGUUUA
Molecule: messenger RNA, 7855 nt
Organism: Pogoniulus pusillus (Red-fronted tinkerbird)
Lineage: Eukaryota; Metazoa; Chordata; Aves; Piciformes; Lybiidae
Gene: OSGIN2
Product: oxidative stress induced growth inhibitor family member 2
Exons: 6
Coding region: 42-1709 (555 amino acids)
Biological process (GO): negative regulation of cell growth
Molecular function (GO): growth factor activity
Source: RefSeq, a predicted model, not a curated record